AGGUGGGCCGGAUGAUGGCCCAAAUAAGAAGCCCGUAAACCGGGACGAAUACGGGUUGGCCCGGAUUCAGAUCCCGACGUGUGCGCUUCGCUGUUGUAAUAAUAUCAUCACCAGGGAUCGGGACUCAAUCCUUGUCCUUGUACGCGUACAUCUACGGAGAGAGAUCUGAGAGAAGCAGCGAAGAUCAGAUUCCGUCUUCAACCUAAGAUCCAGAAUCGGUCGAAAUGUCUUCAUUCAGUGGCGAUGAGACCGCACCUUUCUUUGGUUUCCUCGGCGCUGCGGCAGCGCUCGUCUUCUCCUGCAUGGGAGCUGCAUAUGGAACAGCCAAGAGUGGCGUCGGUGUGGCAUCUAUGGGUGUGAUGAGGCCAGAGUUGGUGAUGAAGUCUAUUGUCCCAGUUGUUAUGGCUGGUGUGUUGGGUAUCUAUGGUUUGAUUAUUGCUGUUAUCAUCAGUACCGGAAUCAACCCCAAGGCUAAAUCUUACUACCUCUUUGACGGAUAUGCCCAUCUCUCCUCUGGUCUCGCUUGUGGGCUUGCUGGUCUUUCUGCUGGAAUGGCCAUUGGUAUUGUUGGUGAUGCUGGUGUCAGGGCCAAUGCUCAACAGCCAAAGCUUUUCGUUGGUAUGAUUCUUAUCCUCAUUUUCGCUGAAGCCCUGGCUCUGUAUGGUCUCAUCGUGGGGAUCAUUUUGUCCUCCCGAGCUGGUCAGUCGAGAGCCGAAUGAGAAGAGAAUGCGGAUCCUGGUUCCGCGUGAUUCUUUCUUUGCUUUUUCGCUGGUCGAGCCGGGAUCUUCUUAUAUUAUUUCUCAGGUUAGUAGAGACGAGAGUGGUUUUGCUCCUCGUAGCAUGUUUCUUAAGAACGUGUCUGCGCGAAACAAAAACCACACAUGAUCGAAAUGUUGUUCGUUUUCAUUUCAUCCUUCUGUUAUGUUUGUAAUAUUGACCGUGCCGGAUUCUUGUGCUCCCAGUAAGAUGUAACUGUGAGAGACACCCUAUUUAUCCUUUUUUUUUUAUCAGUCCAAUAAAUCACAGAAAACUCGAUUUGAUCUUUGUUUAUUA
This is a messenger RNA of Eutrema salsugineum, 1053 nucleotides long. RefSeq names its product V-type proton ATPase subunit c1. NCBI's taxonomy places the organism in Eukaryota, Viridiplantae, Streptophyta, Magnoliopsida, Brassicales, Brassicaceae. Bases 225 to 719 code for a protein of 164 amino acids. The transcript is spliced from 3 exons. Gene Ontology annotation, biological process: proton transmembrane transport. The record is from RefSeq and is a predicted model, not a curated record. Gene Ontology annotation, cellular component: proton-transporting V-type ATPase, V0 domain. Gene Ontology annotation, molecular function: proton-transporting ATPase activity, rotational mechanism.